GGGUGAUGCGGCCGGGGCAGCCGCUUGCCUGAAGGGGCGGGAGUCAGGGCGCGCACGCGCGCGCGGGGUGGGGGAAGGCCGCCUCCGCCGCCUUCGCGAGGGGAGCGGGCGAACAGCGCCGCUGAGAGGACCGACAAGGCAGGCAGGGCUGGGAAGAAGGAACACGGGGGGAAAAGAGCCUCCGGCCUUCGACGGGGCCAGCACACGCCCCUCCUCGCGCGCCCCUGCCUUGCCCGCUUCCGCCGAACCGCCCUCCGCGCUUCUUCCGCGGCCGAAAAGUAGUUCCCCUCCUUCCUCCCUCUCUCCCUCCCUCCCUCCCUUCUCGCGCGCCGCCCUCAACAGGCUCCGCCGCCGCGAUGGCGCUGAAGAGAAUCCACAAGGAAUUGAAUGAUCUGGCACGUGAUCCUCCAGCACAGUGUUCAGCAGGGCCUGUUGGAGAUGAUAUGUUCCAUUGGCAAGCGACAAUAAUGGGACCAAAUGACAGUCCUUAUCAGGGUGGGGUGUUCUUCUUGACGAUUCACUUCCCAACAGAUUAUCCCUUCAAACCACCUAAGGUUGCAUUUACAACAAGAAUUUACCAUCCAAAUAUCAACAGUAAUGGCAGUAUUUGUCUUGAUAUUCUACGGUCACAGUGGUCUCCAGCAUUAACUAUUUCAAAAGUACUUUUGUCCAUCUGUUCUCUGUUGUGUGAUCCCAAUCCAGAUGAUCCCUUAGUGCCUGAGAUUGCACGGAUCUACAAAACAGAUAGAGAAAAGUACAACAGAAUAGCUCGAGAAUGGACUCAGAAGUAUGCGAUGUAAUUAAAGAAAUUAUUGGAUAACCUCUACAAAUAAAGAUAGGGGAACUCUGAAAGAGAAAGUCCUUUUGAUUUCCAUUUGACUGCUUUCUAUGAGCCCACGCCUCAUCUUCCCCUGUGCACAUGUUUACCUGAUACAGCCGUGCUGCGUGUUGUACAUACUUGGAACAAUGAAAUACUGUAUUCCAUACCAACAUUGACUCCUAGCAAAGAAAUGUGUGUGAAAAGCCAGUUCUUCAAAGUCUAGUUGUGAGCAUAAAAGCAUUCCUAAAAUAUUUAAAUUGGGCAUAAACCAAAGGUAGGGGGAGGGGGCAGAGAGUAAAAGUCUUUCAGUGAUUGAAAAGGAGAAUUUUGCUUAAGUGGAAUCCUUUUAAACUCAUAACAGUUAUGAAAAAUGUAUGUGAAGAACUUGAAGCUGUUUCUGUAUUUUUAUUCUGAAGGACCUACUUUGGUAAAUGUAUGACCAACAAGAUCAAACUGUACCCACAUCCUGUGUUUAAAGGUCUAAGUUUAACUGGUCAGCAUUUAAAUGCAUUGGAGCUAUUAGUGCAUCAAGUGACGUUGAUUUUGUUUCAGCUCCUCCCCCCCUCCCCCCUUCCCUUCAUAAUUUUGGUUUGUAUGUGUUUUCUCAGUUAACAUAGCUAAUAGCUCUUAUUUUCUUAAGUUUUUAACUGCUUAGGUCUUUCUGGAUGUAAGGGUAAAAAUUCAUUUGACAGACUUGUGUAUAUUUAAAGACCCAAAUGCUCCUUUGGAGCUUGUACGUUCAAGAAUGAUUAAUCUGUGUAAUAAACUGAUUACUACAGUCAUUACAUAUAA
Molecule: messenger RNA, 1612 nt
Organism: Zootoca vivipara (common lizard)
Lineage: Eukaryota; Metazoa; Chordata; Lepidosauria; Squamata; Lacertidae
Gene: UBE2D2
Product: ubiquitin conjugating enzyme E2 D2
Source: RefSeq, a predicted model, not a curated record